This is a messenger RNA of Schistocerca americana (American grasshopper), 1853 nucleotides long. Its product is annotated as acyl-coenzyme A diphosphatase NUDT19. The transcript has 7 exons. Gene Ontology annotation, cellular component: mitochondrion. The coding region runs from base 439 to 1494 and encodes 351 amino acids. Gene Ontology annotation, molecular function: hydrolase activity, acting on acid anhydrides, in phosphorus-containing anhydrides. Lineage: Eukaryota; Metazoa; Arthropoda; Insecta; Orthoptera; Acrididae. The record is from RefSeq and is a predicted model, not a curated record.
UUGUUCAGACUUACGAAAUACGUUAAAAAAUGUAACUUACUACUUUUUCCAGCGCAAAGUACAUGCUACUGACGAGGCUACUCCGUUUCAGAAUUUAUGAACUCUUAUGCGAGGGACAGCACCAAUAUUCCAUUUAGCAAAGCAGCUAUGUUGCACACUUGCAGAACCACUCGUUUGUUGCAUUUUAAACUGACGGAAAUUAGACAAAGAAAAUUCAAGAGACAAAUCCAGAAUACAAAUGGGGCAAAGUCUCUUUGAAGGAGCAGUGAAGAAGGAAUUGUCAGUGAGAUAAGAAACAUGAUUUGAAUGGCAAGACACUUGUACAAAAUCUUCCAGAAGCUUCCAGGAUUAUAAAAAGAGGCAUUAUAUACAGACGGUCAGAAAGCAAAAUGUACAUGGCAAGAAUAAAUUCCAGUAUCAAGCAGCAUUGCAAUAGAGAUGUCUACAAAAAGCUGGAGAGAAGCAGCAAGUAUUAUGAUAGCUGCACGAACUUCAUUCCAGCAAAUCCCUAAAUCCACUGCCAACUACAAGAUCCUUAUGCUAAAAAGGGGUAAGACCAGUCCUUUCAUGCCAGGAAGUUAUGUGUUUCCUGGUGGAGUAGCAGAGUCUUCAGAUGGUUCUAAGGAGUGGUUGCAGUUGUAUAAAGACAAUGGAUACACCAUCACAGAAGAAAACGCAGGAGGUAGAACACAAAACAUGAACAUUUCACAAUAUAUCCCAGAGAUUCUGCCACUAAAGAUUGCAGCUAUCAGAGAAACAUUUGAAGAAGCAGGAAUUCUUUUGUGCAAAAAUAAGCAUGUCCAUUUUCAGUCUCCAGUGUCAUACUGGGCUUCAUAUAUUUCAAGCUAUGAAACAGAAACCUGGCAGAAUAAGGUGAAAAAAGAUCCAAGUCAGUUUUUGGACCUGUGUAAACAUUUUGAAUGUGUUCCAGAUAUUUGGGCACUUCAUCUGUGGAGCAACUGGCUCACACCAACACACAAUACACGAAGAUUUAAUACAACCUUUCUCUUAGCAGUCUUAGACCAGAUGCCUCCAGCAAUAUGUGAUAAAACUGAAAUGGACGAAAUGCAGUGGUCAUCUGUGAGUGAGUUGCUGUCUAUGAGCAACAUCUGCAAAAUAUGGUUGCCACCCCCUCAGGUUUAUGAACUAGCUAGACUAUACAAUUUUAAUGAUGUGGAAACUUUAGUUAAUUUUGCACACGAAAGAGUCAAAUCUGGAUGUCCUUUCUGGAUGCCUGUGCACAUGAAAACAACAGAUGGACUACUCUUCAUACUUCCAGGUGAUGAUCUAUACCCAGAAAAGCCAGAUAUAUUUCAGGUUGGUACAAAACUUUCUGAGGUACAAAAGACAGCAGAAGAAAUGCGGACUGGAUGUGAUAAUCUGCACCGUAUUGAAUACAUUGAAAAUGCUAAAACUAACAUUGUUCUUCGAAACAUACUUCCUAGUUAUGGACACAAAUUGCCACUGCUCUUAUUUGACAGGAACAACCUGUGAUUGGAAAAGAAGGGACUGUACAAUAUUUGAAACGGACAAAAACAACACCUAUAAAUGAAACAUACAGAUGCUACAGGACAAAACUGCCUGUGACAGUGGUAUCCUGUUUUAAAAGGCAUUAAUAAUGGACAAUUUUUGGAUUCCAGCUGACUGCAAUUCAUUCAUGUGAUAUGCUUUUUAUCUUCCAUAAAUUGACAAUUUAACAAAGGAUGAAGUGGAAUAUCAAGAGUUUAGCAUUGUGUCAACAAGGAUUUAGAGACAAGAUGAUUCCACAAAGUAGAUAAUGUGUCACUGUUAUUUAUAACGCACUGUUUUUGUAAUGAAAAUUUUUUAAUCAGAUAUGGAUUCUAAAGUUUUAA